AUGUAUCAAAACCAGAAACAAUUCUCGCCAACUUAUGACCAAAUAGUUAGUCGCAGUAAGUUGCACUUGACUAGUAAUUACCUCUUUAGUGGAACCAAGUUAGAUUUGGCCAAGGGAGUCUUUAAGAAUGGAUCUAUUUCUCUUUCUAACUCAGAACACGGUUUGAAUCUCAACUAUACUUUGGCGACUUGGCAGCGAUCUUUGGCCGCAACUAUCUAUGGGAAUGGAGCUAUACUAGGGAAAAUCAUGCCGGGUAAUGAUGAUAAUGGUAUGUUUGCUACGUACAUGAAAACGCCUGGGGAGAAGGAGUAUUUAGAGGUCGGUGGAGUGCGAUCCUGGGGUUGGGGAGCCAUGUCAGUUAAAGUUUUAGCACCAGAGUUUAGAUUGGAUAAGGCAGAAGGAGUAGCUGCUGUGUCUAAAGUCUUAUUCCAGGAGCAGAGUAGAGUGUUUGGAAAAUUACUUGGGCCACGUCAUAAUUUCAAAAACAUUUCCUGGUUGGGUAUUCACCAGAAUGUAACGGGAAUUUUAGGCCGAGUAAAAGAGUCGUUCCAGGAAGGUUUGUUUUCUGGGAGUGCAGUUCUUUCUAUUCUGCCUUCAUUCCAAGUGGGGAUGGAACAUCUCUUUUCCCUGCAGAAGAAAGGAGGGGCGGAAAGUAGUGGAUUUAGUAUGGGUCGGGUUUCAACUUAUAUUGCCCGUAAGACUUGUGCUCGAGGCAGUGUCUUGGGUAUGGUGCAAAGUACGGGUGUUGUUGGUCUGUCUAUGGAGAGAGAGUUAGAGGACGGGCCAGUGGUUUAUGCCGAUGUAUCGAUGGAUGUAGCUGGAGUGAGAAGUAAGACGAAAGCUUUGAUGAGUGCUAUGUCCGGGAGUAUGGGACUCUUUGUUCCGGGAGCUACUGCUAAUACGCGGGUAGGUUUAUCGACAGACGGUACAAUUGCGGCCGUUUCUGAUAUUCAAGUGGGUGAUGGAGCUUCGCUUAAUCUCAGUGCCCAACUUACAGCGGCCGGUGCUUCUAUUCUCGGCCUUGGAUUUACUGUCUCGGGGUAA
Molecule: messenger RNA, 1044 nt
Organism: Nematocida homosporus
Lineage: Eukaryota; Fungi; Microsporidia
Exons: 1
Coding region: 1-1044 (347 amino acids)
Source: RefSeq, a predicted model, not a curated record